CAUAGCAACGCUGUAUUCAUCCGCACUACGCAGUAAAGUAGUACCCAGGGUGCAGGAUAGUGAAGCGAUGGCGCAGGGGAAGCAGAAAUUUAAAGCUCAGCGACCAGGAGGAGCUAAAAAACAACAAAACAAACCGAAAGGACCAAAGAAAGGAGGUCGGAUCAUCGCCCCGAAAAAAACAGCAGUGGUUCAACAACAGAAGCUUAAAAAGGGUCUGGAGGUGGCCAUCAGGAAUAAGAUAGAAGAGGAGGUGACUCAGAAAGCCAGCACCUCCUUACACAAGAGGUUGAGUGUCCUGAAGACCCCUCAGAGAAAAGGAGGAGCAACAGGAAACACCAAAACCUCCAGCACCACCGCUGCGCCCUCUAAAUAACCCCACCGUACUUCUGCACGUCAUUCAGACUCCACAUCACGACCGUAGAGCAGGGUCACAAAAGGAGAACGUGAAGGCGGCAGUCACACGUCUAGUGUAGAACACAGCUUUUAUCAGGAUUUACAGACAAGGUCUGAUUUUUUUUUUUAGAUGCGAAUAUUCAGCAGUCACAUAAGUAUCGACACUCUCGUUUAGAUAGACGUGUGCACAGAACAGACUGUAUAUAAUGUGUGUGUGUGUGUGUGUGUCAGAAGAUUCUCAGGGAUGAUAAAUAAAUCUAUAUCCAGGAGUUGAGAUUUUUGCUGUACAGAUAUGAAAACCUGAAAGAACAUCUGACUACCAAGUAGAUAAUGAAAGCAUCCAGCACUUCAGGUAAAAUGAAUAAAAUGACAACGUUAACCAUUUACAGUCUGGGUUUAUUUAAAGUCAUGUUCCCAAUUCAAAAAAAAUAUCGAGCAUGCCUUCGGAUUUCUCUCUCUCUCUCACACACACACACGUGUGGCUGUAAGUCGUUCAGGACAGAACGUCUUUAACGGUAAAACAAAAGUAGGCACUUUUGACCAAGACAGUGCUGUGGUUAAACAGGCGAGUGCUCUCACACUUAGUAUUCUUUAUUUUAUUUUGUUUUAUUUCGAAUGUUAUGAACAUCAGAGGCAAAACUUUUGUUGUGCAUUCAGUUAUAUUUAAAAAAAAAUCUGUUGAGUCCCAAUGGCUCAGGAAUUCCCAGUCAAUGUGUUAGUGUGUAUUCUUUUUUUUUGAGGGCUGAGAUUUCACCUAUUUGCAUAAAAUCUGCCCAAACUAUAAUAAAAGCAUAAACAAAA
Messenger RNA from Tachysurus vachellii, 1194 nucleotides. It is a transcript of the gene c24h19orf53, whose product is annotated as chromosome 24 C19orf53 homolog. Lineage: Eukaryota; Metazoa; Chordata; Actinopteri; Siluriformes; Bagridae. Bases 68 to 373 code for a protein of 101 amino acids. The record is from RefSeq and is a predicted model, not a curated record. The transcript has 3 exons.